CUUCCUCCUCUCGAAAUCCCUUUCCCCCACAUCUGACUUCUUCAGAACGCAAGCCACAUCCUGACUUGAUCGAAAGACAAUCCCCUUCGCGUCAGCAUGGUCCGCAUCGCCUCCUCCAUCAUCGCCCUUGCGGCAGCUGCCACCUUGGCAGUCGCCUCCCCAGUCGAGAAGCGCGCUCCCGCCGGCGUUCCUGGCUUCGACAUCAGCCACUACCAAGGCACUGUCAACAUGGCAUCGCAAAAGUCCAAGGGUGCUCGCUUUGUCAUCAUCAAGGCCACGGAAGGCACGACCUACACCGACACUUCCUUCUCUGCCAACUACAACGGAGCUACGUCGGCUGGGCUGAUCCGCGGCGCGUACCACUUUGCGCACCCCAACUCUGGAUCUGGCGCUACGCAGGCCAACUACUUCAUCGCUCACGGAGGUGGCUGGUCCAACGAUGGUCGCACUCUGCCCGGCAUGCUCGACAUCGAGUACAACCCGGGAUCUGGCGGUACUUGCUACGGUCUGUCUGCGGCUUCCAUGGUCAGCUGGAUCAGGGACUUUGUCAACACCUACCACAGCAAGACUGGUCGCUACCCCUUGAUCUACACCACCAACGACUGGUGGAACACUUGCACUGGCAACUCCAAGGCUUUCAGCGCAAACAGCCCCCUCGUGCUCGCUCGCUACGGCGCCAGCUCUCCCGGUACCAUUCCUGGCGGCUGGCCUUACCAGACUAUCUGGCAAUGGGCAGACUCUGGCACAUUCCCCGGCGACCAGGAUGUCUUCAACGGAAGCGAGGCCAGCCUCAAGAAGCUUGCUACCGGUUAAUGGCGCUCGCGUCCGGUCCGAGCCAUUGACAUUUGCAAGACCACCGUCAGAACGCUGACGUGCGCAUCGGUCGCGAUGCGCACGCAAUGCCUGAUGAGCACCAGAACGACUCUCCUUACUAAUUGUAUCUUCC
Messenger RNA from Ceraceosorus guamensis, 946 nucleotides. RefSeq names its product putative N,O-diacetyl muramidase. The transcript has 3 exons. The coding region runs from base 97 to 813 and encodes 238 amino acids. The record is from RefSeq and is a predicted model, not a curated record. Gene Ontology annotation, molecular function: lysozyme activity. Gene Ontology annotation, biological process: carbohydrate catabolic process; peptidoglycan catabolic process; cell wall macromolecule catabolic process. NCBI's taxonomy places the organism in Eukaryota, Fungi, Basidiomycota, Exobasidiomycetes, Ceraceosorales, Ceraceosoraceae.